AUGGAAGAGGAAAAUUUUUCCAAGAGGGAAGAGAAGAUAUGGAAGGUUGUAACAAGGGCUGCCUUCUUCAAAGAGCUAAAGAAGUUGGGUUUCUUGGCGGCACCUAUGGUGGCUGUAACUGUUUCACAGUACCUUAUGCAGGUUGUGUCCAUGGUAAUAGUGGGUCAUCUUGGCCAACUCUCAAUCUCAAGUGUCUCCAUUGCCACCUCUUUCACCAAUGUCACCGGCAUCAGUCCACUGUUUGGAUUAGCCUGUGCGUUGGAGACUCUGUGUGGACAAGCUUACGGAUCAGAGCAAUAUCAUAAGCUUGGAACCUACACUUGCUCAUCAAUAAUUGUUCUCAUUCCAAUAUGUCUCCCAAUAUCUGCCAUUUGGGUAUUCAUGGACAAAAUAUUAGUGCUGGUAGGCCAAGACCCUCAAGUUGCAGCUGAGGCCUGCAAAUACUCCAUUUGGCUCAUACCUGCACUACUUGGAUUUGGUGUUCUUCGAGCACUAAUUCACUACCUCCAGGCUCAGAGUUUGAUUCUCCCAAUGUUCUUAAGCUCAUAUGGAACUCUUUGUGCUCAUAUCCUCCUUUGCUGGACUCUAGUUUAUAAGGUGGACUUGGGAAAUGUGGGAGCAUCCUUAUCCUUGGGUAUAUCUUAUUGGUUGAAUGUAAUCUUCCUUGGGCUUUAUAUCAGAUACUCUUCAUCAUGUGAGAAAAGCCGCACUCUCAUCUUGAAUGAAAUUUUCCCUAGCAUUAAGGAUUUUCUUCGUUUCGCACUUCCUUCUGUUGUGAUGAUAUGUCUUGAAUGGUGGUCAUUUGAGAUUGUCAUCUUGCUGUCCGGGCUAUUACCAAAUUCAAAACUUGAAACUUCUGUGCUUUCUAUAUGCCUUACAACUACGUCAUUACACUAUGUUAUGCCAUGUGGGAUUGGUGCUGCUGUAAGCACUCGAGUUUCAAAUGAGUUGGGAGCUGGAAACCCGCAGGCAGCUCGAUUGGCUGUCUAUGUUGCGAUGAUUCUUUCCGUCAGUGAGGCAGUCAUAGUGAGCACAGCUCUCUUCUGUUGCCGGUAUAUUAUCGGAUAUGCAUACACCAAUGACAACGCAGUUGUUGAUUAUGUCAUAAAUUUAGCUCCCCUGCUUAGUCUCUCUGUUAUCAUGGAUAGCUUGCAAGCCGUUCUCUCUGAGGUGGCUAGAGGAAGUGGGUGGCAGCGCAUAGGGGCCUAUGUCAAUCUUGGGGCUUAUUAUCUCGUUGGAAUUCCAGUGGCUGCUGCAUUUGGUUUUGGUCUGCAUCUUAGAGGGAAAGGCCUUUGGAUUGGAAUUAUAGCGGGCUCUUCAGUUCAAGCAAUUUUGCUUGCCAUAAUAACAUUUUUCACUAAUUGGCAAAAACAGGCAACCAUGGCAAGGGAAAGAAUAUUUGAGGGAACAUUUUCAGCUGAACAACAAUUGGCUUGA
Molecule: messenger RNA, 1437 nt
Organism: Mangifera indica (mango)
Lineage: Eukaryota; Viridiplantae; Streptophyta; Magnoliopsida; Sapindales; Anacardiaceae
Product: protein DETOXIFICATION 14-like
Exons: 7
Coding region: 1-1437 (478 amino acids)
Biological process (GO): xenobiotic detoxification by transmembrane export across the plasma membrane
Cellular component (GO): membrane
Molecular function (GO): antiporter activity; xenobiotic transmembrane transporter activity
Source: RefSeq, a predicted model, not a curated record